Geodia barretti is the source of this 1050-nucleotide messenger RNA. The record is from the annotation of a GenBank genome assembly. Lineage: Eukaryota; Metazoa; Porifera; Demospongiae; Tetractinellida; Geodiidae.
AUGCGGUCGGGCUGCGGAAGUUGCGGCAACUCCAGGACCUGGGGCACAAGGUUGUGCUUAUCGUGGGGAGACUGGACGGCACAGAUAGGCGAUCCCAGCGGAAGGUCUGCUACUCGCCCUAUGCUGACAGCGGAGCAGGUGCGCGAGAACGCUGCUACCUAUAUGGCGCAGUUCUUCAAGAUUGUGGACAGGGACAGGACGGAGACGCGCUGGCAGAGCGAGUGGUUCGGCGAUUUCUCGCUGACGGAUGUGAUUAGUCUGACGAGCCGGUUCACGGUGGCGCAGUUCCUAGCGCGCGACGACUUCGCCAGCCGAUUCAAGGCGAACCAGCCCAUAGCCAUAACUGAACUGCUGUACCCACUGCUGCAGGCGUAUGACUCGGUGGCAAUCGAGUCGGAUGUGGAGUUCGGGGGGACCGACCAGAUGUUCAAUCUGCUUGUCGGACGGGACUUGCAGCAGAUGAUGGGGCAGACGCCUCAGCAGUGCUUCCUGAUGCCAUUGCUACCGGGGACGGACGGCGUGCAGAAGAUGAGCAAGAGCCUUGGGAACUAUAUCGGCAUCGACGAGCCUGCAAACGAGAUUUACGGCAAGGCGAUGUCGCUGCCGGACGACCAGAUCGUGCCGUACAGCGAGUAUCUUACGGACAUUGCCGAAGAUGAGAUUGACGAGAUGCGGCAAGCACUGGGCGGCAGCUCAGUGAAUCCGAUGGAGCUGAAGAAGCGGCUGGCACGGGAGCUUGUGGCGCAGUUCCACGAUGCGAAUGCGGCGCGCGAGGCGGAGGGGCAUUUCGAGCGGACUGUGCAGGGGCGGGAGUUGCCGGAGGAUAUAGCCGAGUUCGCGCUGCCGCCUUCCGAGGAGCUUGCCGACAUGCGGUUGAGCCGCCUGCUGGUUGACGCCGGGCUCGCAAACAGUGCGGGCGAGGCGAGACGGCUCAUCGACCAAGGAGCGGUGCAGAUUGAUGGUGAGCGCGUCAACGAGGACUCUACUUCCGGUGUCGCAGCGGGCUGCGUGCUGCGUGCGGGUAGGCGGCGGUUUGUGAGGCUGGUGUAG